GGUAUGCUGCUAAAGCGAAGCGGGAAGUCAUUGAACAAAGAGUGGAAGAAGAAAUAUGUCACGUUGUGUGACAAUGGCGUGCUGACCUACCACCCUAGUUUACAUGACUAUAUGCAGAACGUUCACGGCAAAGAAAUCGACUUGCUGAGAACCACUGUGAAAGUCCCCGGAAAGAGGCCACCCCGAGCUACGUCAGCUUGUGCACCUAUUUCCAGUCCCAAGACAAACGGCCUCGCCAAGGACAUGAGCAGUUUACACAUCUCGCCAAAUUCAGGGAACGUGACUACUAGCACAUCUGUGUCUCAGAUGGCAAGUGGGAUCAGUCUAGUCUCCUUCAACAGCCGCCCGGACGGUAUGCAUCAGCGCUCUUACUCGGUCUCCAGUGCAGAUCAGUGGAGUGAGGCAACAGUCAUUGCAAACUCUGGCAUUAGCAGUGAUACCGGGUUAGGAGAUUCUGUGUGUUCAAGCCCAAGUAUAUCCAGUACGACAAGCCCCAAACUCGAUCCACCUCCUUCACCUCACGCCAACAGAAAGAAACACCGCAGGAAGAAAAGCACAAGCAAUUUCAAAGCUGAUGGUAUCUCGGGCACAGCUGAAGAACAAGAAGAAAACUUUGAGUUCAUCAUUGUCUCUCUCACUGGCCAGACGUGGCACUUCGAAGCUACCACAUAUGAAGAAAGAGAUGCGUGGGUACAAGCCAUAGAGAGUCAGAUCUUGGCCAGUUUACAGUCCUGUGAGAGCAGCAAGAACAAGUCCCGCCUGACGAGUCAGAACGAGGCCAUGGCCCUUCAGUCCAUAAGGAAUAUCAGAGGCAAUUCCCACUGCGUGGACUGUGAAGCACAGAACCCUGACUGGGCCAGCUUGAAUCUGGGAGCCCUCAUAUGUAUCGAAUGCUCAGGUAUACACCGAAACCUUGGCACACACCUCUCCCGGGUCCGCUCUCUCGACCUGGAUGACUGGCCUAUAGAGCUCAUCAAGGUGAUGUCUUCUAUCGGGAACGAGCUGGCAAACAGUGUCUGGGAGGAGAGCAGCCAGGGCCAUAUGAAACCUUCGUCAGACUCCACAAGGGAAGAAAAAGAGCGCUGGAUACGUGCAAAAUAUGAGCAGAAGCUCUUCCUUGCCCCACUGCAGUGCCUGGAGCUUUCUCUGGGUCAGCAUCUCCUGAGGGCUACAGCCGAGGAGGACUUGCGGACGGUCAUCCUGCUCCUUGCCCACGGGACUCGGGAAGAGGUGAACGAGACCUGCGGAGACGGUGAUGGGCGCACCGCCCUCCACUUGGCGUGCAGGAAAGGCAACGUGGUGUUAGUGCAGCUCUUGAUUUGGUACGGUGUUGACGUGAUGGCACGUGACGCUCACGGGAACACGGCGCUGGCCUAUGCCCGGCAGGCCUCCAGCCAGGAGUGCAUCGAUGUUCUCCUCCAGUACGGCUGCCCCGACGAGCGCUUCGUCCUCAUGGCCACUCCAAACUUGUCCAGGAAGAACAACAACCGGAACAACAGCAGCGGAAGGAUGCCCACCAUCAUCUGAAGAGCUCACUUGUGUAUUCGCUGACCUGAAUUACAUCCGCAGCCCUCACAUUCCUCCAUCUCCAUCACAGGUCUUCUCUGUGAGUCUGAUUAACUCUCCUUUUCCCUUUUCCCUUCGGUACAUCCCUGUCCCAUCCGGAAACGGCGCAUCUGGAGAGCGCGAGGGGAUGAGAAGGAGCGAAAGGGGCUGCAGAGAAAGCAGUUGUUUCAGUGACAGCUCUCGAACGAUGGAAAUGAGCAGGCGAGAGCGCGUGGGUUGAGCGGGACACGCCGCGCGUGGCACCGGGACCAUGGGAGAGCGGUCGUCCCCAGGGGGGGACACGUAGGCUCGCUGAGCGUGGAGGGAAGGGGCGGAGGGAGAGACGAGCGAGAGGAGAAGGAAGGAGAGAUGGUGACUUUCCGUAACUGACAGUUAAGCACAUCAGUACAUUUCACCUCUACCAAACGCGACGCCUGGAUUUCAUUCUCUUCUCUGAAGAGCUUGACGGCAUAAAUCAGAAGCAAGCACAGAGUUUGUCAGGUUUGAAGCUCCUAUGAUGGUAUGUGUCAAAUCAGUUGUAGCUAAUCUGUCCGGGGAGAAUACUGGCUUCAUUACACUUGUAUAGUUGAGUUCUUCCAGCAUUACCGCUGUUUAAUAGAACAUGAUUAGUCAUCACGGAGAAAAAAGCAUAUUAGCUGAGGAGGUAGUUACAUGGCACGCUUCGGUGAUUGCUUGGAUGUGAUUGCAAUAUUCUUAGAAGCAUCAUAUUAUCUCAGACAUGUUCUUUCGAGCCCUUGGAGCCCUCCUUUCUAAAUUCACUGUCAUAAUUUAGUAUCUGUUUAAUUUUUCAGUCCAAAGAGAGGAAAUGAGUUGCUGAGUGUUAUUUGACUGCAGUCUCCUUGGUGUAAAAACAAAAUGGAAAAAAUAAAUAAGAGUAACUAUGAAACACAAAAAGGAAUAAUGAAUACCGCUAAGGAAGAACAUUUCAAGUACGUGUAGUGAAAUUAAUAAAUGCAUUAAAAGCUAAUAUUUUUUCAGCCAGCAGAAAUAGGUUCUGUCAUUUUGCCAAGGUAAAUGUGUUGAGUUUUUGGUUACUCCUGUGAUGCAUUGCCUAACUUAUACAGAUUUUUGUAUUGUGUCUCUAGAUUAUAUGUAUGUAAAAUCUAUUUGAAUAAAAAAAACAUAAAUAUGCAUUGAUUUUUUUUUGUACAGAAAAUGACAUCUCUGUUAAUUUAUAAACUGUAAUGGAUGUGAACUAAAUAAUGUGCAACUAGUUAGGAUCUGUGGGCUACAGAUCAUUGUACAUUGAAAAUAUUCCCAGCAGUGAACUCUUGUUUCCAUCGCAAGC
Molecule: messenger RNA, 2854 nt
Organism: Apaloderma vittatum (bar-tailed trogon)
Lineage: Eukaryota; Metazoa; Chordata; Aves; Trogoniformes; Trogonidae
Product: arf-GAP with GTPase, ANK repeat and PH domain-containing protein 1
Exons: 9
Cellular component (GO): nucleus
Molecular function (GO): protein binding; GTPase activator activity
Source: RefSeq, a predicted model, not a curated record